This is a messenger RNA of Aspergillus oryzae RIB40, 1374 nucleotides long. RefSeq lists its product as uncharacterized. Lineage: Eukaryota; Fungi; Ascomycota; Eurotiomycetes; Eurotiales; Aspergillaceae. The record is from RefSeq and is a predicted model, not a curated record. Bases 1 to 1374 code for a protein of 457 amino acids. The transcript is spliced from 4 exons.
AUGAAUGAAGAUUCCACCAGCUUCGACUUCAGCGAAGAAGGCGAAGACCAACACCAACCCGACCCCUCUACAGAUUUCCACCCGGGCCACAUCACCCGGGAUACCUUCCAGGCCCUACUAACCUGCUACCCGGCCACCUUAGAGGCCGUGACGCGCCGCAAGGCCAUAGAUCGCGUUCUCAAAACUGUCUCAAAACGAGGGAAGCAGGCCAAACGCUUAAAUCAGGCGCCUCCUUCUCAGGUUGUGACUCCUGAGUUGGAUGAGGGGCAGAAGAAGCAGGUUGAGGCUGAGGUCGAGGCGUUCCGGGAGUUGGACGCCCUGAGGUAUGAGGAGUUGCCGGGUGUGGCGGCCGAGAAGAGGGCUUUGGAGAAGGAGGAGGUUGUGAAGUUGGUUGAGUGGAAGUUGAAACAUGGUAUUUUCCGUCCUACACUGCUGGGCAUGGUGAAGGCGAAUCAAGCAAAAACUGUUCAAAAAGCUACAUCGGAUGCUUUUACGGCAGUGAACCCGACUACACCCGCCGAGGGUGAAGCUGGGGCUGAAACUGGGGAUAAGCCAGAAACCGACCCGACAGCUUCAUUCCCCAAGCCGAGCCUAGACGCUCUAAUGAAACCGCUCCGCGGCGUAGGCAUAGCUACAGCGUCGCUACUCUUAUCUGUGGGCACGAUCCGUGACCCCGAGCAUGAGGCUCCAUUCUACAGUGACGAUACGUACCUCUGGCUAUGUAUGAAGGAGUUCCCGUGUCCCGGGACCCGGCUCGGUCAGGAGAGCGAAAAGACAGAGAUCAACAAGCUCGGGAAGAAGGCGAGCAAGUUCCGACGGCCGAAUGGCGAGAUCAAUGUCAAAUAUGAUGUCUCGGAGUAUCGGACGCUGUGGACGGCUGUCAAUGAAUUGCGGGCGAGGUUGAAUGAGUCCGAGACUCCUUCAGGGAAGGUUUCUUGUGCGGAUAUUGAGAAGGUGGCUUUUGUGUUGAGGCAUAUUGAUGUUUCGGGGUAUUUGGAGGAAUAUGAUGUCGUGGAUCAUGAUUUGCAGCCGGCGGAUGAGGGGACUCAUGAGGCGAAGGCGAAUCCGGGGAUUAAACGAAAGCGACUCGAUAAGGAGGACCUGAAGAAGGGAGGUCGGAAUAAUAAUCUGAAGAAAAGAUUAAGAGGAUCAAUUGACGUCUCCUCAAAUGCUUAUCUCCCCGUUGGCGCCAUUCAAGCGGGCCGGGACCACAUCGUCCACCAACGAUAUGAAGCACAAUCUCCCCACAUCGUGGCGGGCCUCGUCACCCACGCUGCUCAAUUUGCGUCGCCGAUGAUGAAUCCCAUGAACUUUUACACCAAAGUGGGAACAUCGUUGCUUUCCCCUUUUCUAUGUACUCUGUCACUGACUUGA